AUGGAAGCAGUUAGAGCUUUCAAUAAUGAGCUUUCCUCAUUGUAUGAGAGUAAGCCGCCAGUGUCCAGGGCCAAGAUGGCUCAGGUCACCAAGUCUGCCAUCAAGGCCAUAAAAUUUUAUAAACAUGUUGUUCAGAGUGUUGAAAAAUUUAUUCAAAAGUGCAAGCCUGAGUACAAAGUCCCAGGUUUAUACGUCAUAGAUUCCAUUGUUCGACAGUCCAGGCAUCAGUUUGGCCCCGACAAGGAUGUUUUCUCUCCUCGUUUCACUAAAAAUAUUGUGACUACCUUUACCAAUUUAUUCAAAUGCCCAGUCGAUGAGCGGAGCCGUGUGGUCAGGGUUCUCAACUUGUGGCAGAAGAACAAUGUGUUUCCAAUGGAGGUUAUUCAGCCACUCCUGGACCUGGCUGCAGAUCCAGAGAAUCCAGAUUUGGUGAUUGCAGCUCAAAGAUCAGUGGAUGAUGUGGUUAGUUCUACCCAGAAGGUGCCUCUGCCAGGGACCCAGGCAAGCAGCAAUGGAGAUGAUUCCAACCAGAUUCUGCAGCAGACAGAGAUGCUGGCAACUAUCACCAAACUCUUGCAGCAGGCUCAAGAGGUCUCAUUAACCGGCAUAGCUCCAGAAUCCCAGCUGCAGCAGCUACAGCAUCUGCAGCAGCAGCUCAUGAUGCAGACAGAGAGGAUCUCCAAACCUCACCAGCAACCAGCCGCCCCCAUUGACAGCAACCUGUUGGCCAAGAUCCAGGUGCUGACCAAUCAGUUGCUGAGUAAAGCCAGUGGUGGGGAAGAUGACAUGGUUGACGAUAGGGGCAGGAUGAAUUCAUCAGAGCCAUUAUUUAAUAAGGAAUUGUUGGACUUUGACUAUGGAGACAGCGAUGAAGAUGAAGACCGACAGGAUCAUCACCACCACCACCACCAUCAUCAUCACUUUCAACAGAGACCACCGCCACUAAUGCAUCAGGGGAUGCCACCAAUGAUGCAGGAUCAGAACCACUUGCAACAGUUACAGAUCCAGCAGAUGUCUCAGCAACAAGAACAGUUACAGUCGGAGAUUGGUGCCCAGGAACAGCUCCGCAGGCGUGUCCUGGAGCAGCAGCAGCAGCAGUUUGACAGGGAGAUUGGCCAGGCAGCAAUGAUUGGCCUGCAGCCCCCUCAUGGUUUCAAUGAAAAUAUGGACAGAAUACCGAAUGACAACCAGGAUGAGCUAGAGAUUCAGGAGGGCAUGGACAGAACUGAUUUUCGCAGACAGAGAGGCUCCAGAGAAAGAUCUCGGUCACCGCGAAGACGAUCCAGACGUUCCAGAUCUAGGUCCAGGGAUCGAAGAAGACGUUCAAGGUCCAGAGAUCGACAAAGGCGAUCCAG
Molecule: messenger RNA, 1355 nt
Organism: Candidula unifasciata
Lineage: Eukaryota; Metazoa; Mollusca; Gastropoda; Stylommatophora; Geomitridae
Source: the annotation of a GenBank genome assembly